Messenger RNA from Australozyma saopauloensis, 1407 nucleotides. RefSeq lists its product as uncharacterized. Gene Ontology annotation, molecular function: protein binding. Lineage: Eukaryota; Fungi; Ascomycota; Pichiomycetes; Serinales; Metschnikowiaceae. Bases 1 to 1407 code for a protein of 468 amino acids. The transcript has a single exon. The record is from RefSeq and is a predicted model, not a curated record.
AUGUCUUCACUUACUCUCGGACACAAACGCAACAAAUCUCUGAAGUCCAGCAAGACGCUCCAUAAAUUACUGAUCUCUGCGCCGAUCUCAGACUCGCAAUGCAGCCCGAUCUCACCAACGGUAAGAAGUCCUUUGGCUGGUCCUGUGGUCAUUCUUCGGGCUAGAUUUGAUUUUGAAGCCCAAGCUAUUCCUGAAAUUUCAGUUCGUUCGCAAGAAUUGUUCAUGCCUAUCGAAAGGCGUGAUGAUGGCUGGAUCCAUGUUCAACUUCUAGACAGAAAUGCGAAAGGACUCAUACCCAGUCUGUACGCCGAAAUAGUUGUCAAUGAUCCCAAUAACCCUGUCACCAUGGAUUGGUACAGUGGUGCUAUGGAAGGCAACAUUAUCAACAAAUAUCGUAUUGAUCGUACCAUCGUCUCGCAGGUGCUCCUGAAUGAAACACAUCGAUUGUGUUACAAGGUAGAAGCCGUUAUAGAAUCUGACCGUAUUAUCAAAUGCUGCAAAAUCUAUGAGGAUUUCAAUGAUUUGUUGAAUUUGGUAAACAAAAAGUUUGGCUCAAUCAAGCAGUUUUCCAUUCCAGCGCAAUUGGUAAGUCAUGUAAGCCCGAUCAAGUGCAGCGAAACUACAAAAAGGGACAUUAUGACUGUUGCGCUUGGACUCAAGAGUUUCAUUCUGGACCUUACUCGGUUCUUGACCCUGCGUGAUAAUCUGCUUCUUGCAGAUUUCCUACUAAAGGACACUGCAAAUUUGAGGCUGAAGAGCAGCAAAACACUCUCGACUGCCCCACUCAUUUUAGACUUGCUCAACCAAAACCUUGGAGGACUACUGCCCAUUCAGCGUUCCCAAUCAUUCUCUCCUACUGCUCCCCUUCCACUUGGAAGCAGACCUAUUACUAAAAGAUGUGCUUCAUCGCCCAAAGAAAGCGAUUCCUACAAAAGUACAAACAUAAAAUAUCUGGCUUAUCUCGCAUCCAUCCAACAAAAUAGAACAGAAAAAUUCAUUGCAUCUGUUCCUCAGUCUGAAUCAAUUACAAGCAUACUGUCGCUUAUUGAGAGUUAUGACGUCUCUAGUUGGGAUGUGUAUGAUGAAGGAAGCCAGUCUUCUGGGAUCGGCCGCCUGCAUGGUGAGGAUCGGCCAAACGAUCUAAGUGCACACCACAACUUCCAUCCCCUGCAUUCCUUGAGCAGUGGAACAGAAAUGAAAUCCGGUAAUUCGCUGUGGUCAGAAGUUUCCGAGCCCAAUUCUGCUGAACCGAUCACCCCACCAUUAGGACACCAAUCUCUUGCCUCUCUUGUCUUGCCCAUUCAAGAGAAUGGAACUGCACAGGAUUUCGACUUCAGUCCACUCAAGCCCCAAAUGCAUCAGGAGUUUCUUAAAUCACCUGGGCAGAUGGGUCAGGCAUAUGAAUAG